CGGGAACGGCCCGCCCCGCAGGCACGAGCUGCUGCAUUUACCGCUGAUCCGCAGCGGCGUGUUUGGCUCUACGCUGUUUGUUGCGCACUUUACAGUAGGGGUUUUAAUCAGCCAAAAAGAAGACUCCCAAGAGACAGAUUUCAUCGGCUUUUAAAAUAAAUAUAUAUAAAAGGACCCACAAUGGCCACUGAUUCGGGCUACGGUGGCGCGCAAAGCUAUGGCUCAUAUGGAGGAGGCCAACAAGGUAGCCAGGGAUAUGCACAAGGAAAUAGCGGGGGAUCUUAUGGAGGACAGAAUUAUACUGGCUAUGGACAACAAGACAGUUAUGGCCAGUCUCAGCAACAGAGCUAUAAUAACUAUGGGCAAGACUCCUCCGGGUAUGGGGACAAGCCCUCUUAUGGGCAGCAGGGAUCUGCGUCUUACGGACAACAGGGCUCUUAUGGUGGUCAGGGACAAGGAGGAGACAGUUAUGGACAGGGCCAGGGCAGCAGUGGCGGAUAUGGUGGCCAGGGCGGCAGCGGCGGUGGCGGUGGCAGCAGUGGUGGAGGAUAUGGUGGUCAAGGGCAAGGAGGUGGUGGUGGCGGCAGUGGAUAUGGAAGAUGGAAUGAAGGUGAAGGUGGUGGUCAGGGUGGGAGGUUUGGGCGUGACUAUGGAGACCGCUCAGAAGGAGGGGGCUACAGAGGCCGAGGCCGUGGUGGCAGCGGUGGCUAUGAUCGUGGUGGUUAUGACCGCAGUGGUGGCUAUGACCGUGGUGGAUACGAUCGCGGUGGAAGAGGUGGACCUCCUGGUAUGGGAGGUGGUGACCGUGGUGGCUACAAAAAUUACGGUGGAUCUCGAGACUACGGCUCAAGGGAUGAACCAGCUGCAGAGCAGGACAACUCUGACAACAACACCAUUUUUGUACAGGGACUUGGAGAAGACGCCACAGUGAAGGAAGUUGGAGACUUCUUUAAGCAGAUUGGCAUCAUUAAGGUGAAUAAGAAGACUGGCCAACCAAUGAUCAACAUCUACUCUGACAAGGCCACUGGGCGACCAAAGGGUGAAGCUACAGUGUCCUUUGAUGACCCUCCGUCCGCCAAAGCUGCUAUUGAGUGGUUUGAUGGAAAGGAUUUCAAUGGUAAACCCAUCAAAGUGUCAUUCGCCACCCGCAGAGCUGAGUUCACACAGAGGGGAGGUGGCAGAGGGGGACGAGGAGGUUUCAGAGGUCGUGGUGGUGGGGGUGGUGGAGGACCCAAUUUUGACAUUAAGGGAGGAGACUGGCCUUGUCCCAACAGCUCUUGUGGCAACAUGAAUUUUGCCCGGCGACAGGAGUGUAACAAGUGCGGCGCACCCAAACCAGGAGAUGCAGGAUUUGGAGGUGGAGAUCGUGGUGGCAGAGGUGGUUAUGGCGGCGACAGAGGCGGUGGCUUUAGAGGGCGUGGAAGUUUCCGCGGGGGUGACCGUGGAGGCUUCGGAGGAGGCGGUGGUGGCGGUGGAGGAUUUGGAGGAGGUGGCUACAAAAUGGGAGGAAGAGGUGACCGCAGGGACGACAGGCGAGACCGGCCGUACUGAGCACUCGGAAGAAGAAAACCAUUCCAGCCCUUAAGUUUGCUGUGAAGGGAAGAUUUAGUUUGGGGGAGGACUUAACUCUUGGAGGGGGAAGAGGGUUUAGAUCAGAUGUGAUUUGUCUACUGUAGCUGGUGCAUCCUUAGUAUUACUGUUCACCUGUGAGUGGGGGAUGUGUUGGGCUGAUUGGCAUGUAGGCAUGUGGUCAAUUUUUUUUCUUUUUUUUUUUUUAUCAUUUCAUUUCUUUGUACGUCCUUUUUAAUUUUCUGUCAGAUUCUAGUUGCUGAUCUGUGAGGUAGACUUCAUACCAUUGUUUUGUAUAAACAGAAUAAAAUGUUUUACUUGGCUUUUUUUUUCUUUUGUUUUUCUCCAAAUUAUAUUAAACUGUGAUCUUUUC
Archocentrus centrarchus (flier cichlid) is the source of this 1942-nucleotide messenger RNA. RefSeq names its product TAF15 RNA polymerase II, TATA box binding protein (TBP)-associated factor (gene taf15). Gene Ontology annotation, biological process: regulation of DNA-templated transcription. The record is from RefSeq and is a predicted model, not a curated record. Gene Ontology annotation, molecular function: RNA binding. Bases 181 to 1551 code for a protein of 456 amino acids. Lineage: Eukaryota; Metazoa; Chordata; Actinopteri; Cichliformes; Cichlidae. The transcript has 16 exons.